This is a messenger RNA of Pungitius pungitius (ninespine stickleback), 2413 nucleotides long. It is a transcript of the gene slc16a1a, whose product is annotated as solute carrier family 16 member 1a. Gene Ontology annotation, cellular component: plasma membrane. Gene Ontology annotation, biological process: monocarboxylic acid transport; transmembrane transport. The record is from RefSeq and is a predicted model, not a curated record. The coding region runs from base 263 to 1633 and encodes 456 amino acids. The transcript is spliced from 5 exons. NCBI's taxonomy places the organism in Eukaryota, Metazoa, Chordata, Actinopteri, Perciformes, Gasterosteidae. Gene Ontology annotation, molecular function: monocarboxylic acid transmembrane transporter activity.
GCCUCUCCCGGGGGGGGGGACUUUGGGGCUGUCACAGCGGAUAUCGAGCCACAGAGCGCGGCUGCAGGGUCUGUGAAACAUAUGCAGCCAUUUGGUUUGGUUUCAUACGUACCCAGAGACGCUCGGUCCCCUCGAAUGACGUCUGCGGCGUGUUAACGUGCCUCCGAGACAGAGCUCGCCGGGCCCUGCUGGAGAGCCGCUGCCGAGAUCCUCCGAUCUGUGUAUAACGUGUUGAAAUCGAAGAAGAGCUUUGUGACUGAAAAUGGCGCCCGCCGUCGGAGGUCCUCAAGGCUACACGCCACCCGAGGGUGGCUGGGGAUGGAUGGUGGUGCUCGGGGCGUUCAUCUCUAUCGGCUUCUCCUACGCCUUCCCCAAGUCCAUCACCGUCUUCUUCAAAGAGAUUGAGACGAUCUUCGAUGUGACCAGCAGCCAGGUGUCCUGGAUCUCCUCCAUCAUGCUGGCGUGCAUGUACGGCGGAGGUCCAAUCAGCAGCAUCCUGGUGAAUAAAUAUGGAAGUCGUCCUGUGAUGAUAGCGGGAGGAUGCCUGUCUGGAUCGGGCCUCAUUGCUGCCUCCUUCUGCAAUUCUGUUCAUGCACUGUACAUUUGUAUUGGUGUGGUGGGAGGUCUGGGAUUGGCUUUCAACCUGAACCCCGCCCUCACCAUGAUUGGAAAGUACUUCUACAACAAGCGGCCCAUCGCCAAUGGCAUCGCUAUGGCCGGCAGCCCCGUCUUCUUGUCCACCAUGGCGCCCAUAAACACGUGGCUUUUUGACAAGUUCGGCUGGAGAGGAAGUUUCUUGAUCCUGGGCGGCCUGCUGUUCAACUGCUGUGUCGCCGGCUCCCUGAUGCGGCCCAUAGGACCAAAACCCAAACCCGCAGAGAGGAGCACAGAGAGGAGGACGGCGACGCAGGUCAUCAACGGCUUCAUCGACCUCUCGCUGUUCAAGCACCGCGGCUUCGUGCUCUACAUCAUCGGCAACAUCGUCAUGUUUUUUGGUCUCUUUGCGCCGCUGGUGUUCCUCAGUAAUUUUGCCAAAAGCAAAGACAUCCCGAAAGACAAGGCGGCUUUCCUGCUGUCUGUGCUGGCCAUGGUGGACAUGGUCGCCCGGCCCUCAAUGGGCAUGGUGGCAAACACCAAGUGGGUCCGGCCUAGAAUACAGUACUUCUUCGCGGCCUCGGUGCUGUACAACGGCGUUUGCCACGUUCUGGCUCCCUUAUCCGUGGACUACAGAGGCUUCGUGAUCUACGCCAUGUUCUUCGGGUUUGCGUUCGGCUGGCUGAGCUCAGUGCUGUUUGAGACCUUGAUGGACCUGGUGGGAACCCAGCGCUUCUCCAGCGCUGUCGGGCUGGUCACCAUCGUGGAGUGCGGCCCCGUGUUGUUAGGGCCCCCUCUGCUUGGAAGGUUCAAAGACGUGUAUCACGAUUACAAGUACACAUACCAGGGCUGCGGCAUCCUCCUCAUCGUCUCCAGUGCCAUCCUGUUUGCGGGGAUGGGACUCAACUAUCGCCUGCUGGCCAAGGAGAAGAAAGAGGAGGAGAGCAGGGCCAGGGUGGGAAGCAGAGAGCACAAGUCCUACAGGGACUUUGCUGCCAAGGAGGUGGCCGAGGCAGGCGGCACAGAAGACACCGUCUAAUAUUCUCUAUAAAGUUAAUCCACAUUUUUUUGUUCAAUUCAUUAUUUCCAGCGAGGCAUUUAUAAGGAAAAAAAUGUAUUUUCAGCCCUCUUCUGUUUUACAAUUAAUUAUUUUUGAGAGACCAAAGCCUGUUCUGAAAUUUCCUGUAAAACAUUUACACACCUAUUAAAGCCUUUUAACUCCAAUGAAAGAACCACAUAAAAUACCUCUGAUGUUGGAAUAUGUUGGAAAGACCAUCUAGGUUUGCCAUGUAUGUCACUUAUAUUGAUGAUUAAUCUCAGAUGUUGUUACUAUAGCUUACCUGCAGCACACGAUUUUUGGUAUUUUAACCUUCUAAAAUGUACCUCAGGUUAUUACAUUUUGAUAUUAGGAAAUAUGCAAAGUGCAGUACUCAAUAAGACGUCUUAAAGAAAUUGCUACUUUGUCUGUGACGUGCAUGAUUAUAGUAUUCACCUCAUCAAGCUUACCAAACCGACAUUUAGAAAGAAACUGGAGCCUGUGUGGUGUAAAAAGGUUUGAAAACAUCUGCACCACUUUCCCUUUAAAUAUUCCUCUUUCGAACAUGUGUCGUUUGGUCCAUUUAUGAUGAUAAAUGAUGGGAAUUAUUUUUAAUUUUGUGGGCAAUAAACCUCAUUGUAUCACUUGAUGUAUUUGUAUUAUUUCAAAUGUGCCACCGACUGCAAGUACAUGAACAGGUUAGAAAGUCAAAUGAAUGUCAUUCGUCUGUAUUCCAUGUUUCUUAUUGAGUUCUCCUUUCGAGAUGCACUGACUAUGCUUCUU